Spea bombifrons (plains spadefoot toad) is the source of this 2915-nucleotide messenger RNA. RefSeq names its product hemojuvelin BMP co-receptor (gene HJV). Gene Ontology annotation, cellular component: plasma membrane. Gene Ontology annotation, molecular function: coreceptor activity. The record is from RefSeq and is a predicted model, not a curated record. The coding region runs from base 410 to 1615 and encodes 401 amino acids. Lineage: Eukaryota; Metazoa; Chordata; Amphibia; Anura; Pelobatidae. Gene Ontology annotation, biological process: BMP signaling pathway. The transcript is spliced from 4 exons.
GUCCCGGAUAAAGCUGCCACACACAGUUGUUUCGUUAAAAAGCAGGUGCCGUAGAGUGUUGAUUUAUCUUCCCACUGGUAUCUCCGGAGUCAUGCUGAGAAAAACUGCACCCAGCCUCUAAAAAAAGGUGGUGUUAUGCUACAGACCAGCACAGGGGGUGAUUCUGCGAGGGGCCGGAUGGACUGAUUUGACACACACUUGGAAUUAGAUGCUUGUGUCCCAGUUAGGGGUCUUUUGGUGUCCAAUUGAUACCAUGAUCUGAACUUGCUGAUACAGUCCCUCUAAUCUGUGUCUGCGUUAUCCAGUAAUUUGGCAUCGGAGGACAAGAAAUGGCCAUGCAAGAAGACCUAGCCUGUAAGGGACUCAAGAAAAUGCAUGAGUGAAAACGGUGUGAUUUGAAUGGACUGGAAUGGGUGGAACAGCUGGGAGACGCCAUUUCCCGACAUGGUCAGAUAGCGUCCUGUUUAAGACAGUCCUCCUGCUUAUCAUCUGUGUGCAAGUGGAUGCUCAAUGUAAAAUCGUUAAAUGCAAUUCAGAAUACCUCUCCGCCACCUUUAACCUGAGGGUCUCUAACAGAAAUGCUGCGUACUGUGAUGCCCUACGUUCCUACUCUCAAUGCACACGGAACACUGCCCGUACAUGUCGAGGCGACCUGGUCUACCACUCUGCAGUGCACAUCAUCGAGGACCUCAUGAUCCAGCACAACUGCUCCAAAGAGGGGCUUACCACCCCUCCCAGGCGGCAACCCCCACAGUCGCUCCCUGAAAACCCUGGGAAACAGGCAUGUGACUAUGAGAAGAUUUUCCGAGAGAAGCAUGGGAAAGUCCCAAAGUAUCUUCACUGUGCGGUGUUCGGGGACCCACAUGUACGCACAUUUAGUGGGGACUUCCAGACAUGUAGAGUAAAUGGGUCAUGGCCUCUUUUGGACAAUGAUUACCUGUUUGUUCAAGCCACCACCACGCCACUCACCAGCUUGUCCAAUGCCACUGUAACAAGCAAGCUGACGAUCAUUUUCAAGAGUAUGAAGCAAUGCAUCGAACAGAAGGUCUACCAGGCAGAGGUGGGCAACCUGCCAGCGGCAUUUGAUGAUGGAUCAGUCAACGGAGGCAGAAGAGCUGGUGGGAAAAGUCUUACCAUCCAGGAGAGGGAGUCUGGGAGCUACAUCGAGAUCCAGGCCUCGUACAUUGGCACCACGAUUCGCGUACGGCAAUUAGCAAAUCAACUUUCUUUUUCUGUACGCAUAGCUGAGGAGAUCUCUCAAGCUUUCCUCGAGGAGCAGGAUUUACAGCUGUGUGUUGGGGGCUGCCCAGCGAGUCAGUGGUUAUCCAGGACUAAGGACGUUGGGCGACCAUCUUCCAAGAGCAUGGAAACGGCCAAAUCCCUGUGCAGGGAGAAGUUACCCGUAGAGGACGUGUAUUUUCAGUCAUGCGUGUUCGAUUUGCUGGUGUCAGGAAACACUAACUUGACAAACGCCGCUUAUCAUGCUUUGGAGGACGCUAAAGAUUUUCACCCUGAACCAGGAACAUUACAUAUCUUCAGUGGGGCAGUGGAGCACCCCCACCUGAAGCAAACAAUACUUCUGAUCUGUUUAAUUAUCGCUGUGUGGAUUCUUUAGCUUUGGGCUGCCACUUGCCUUGUUGGUGUGUGGAAAAGAAGCAGCCAUACUAAAUGUGAAUUUAAGAGAUACAGAGAAAUGUGGUGGGUUUUCAGUGGCAUUUAUUCACUAUAGAGGGAGUUGGCAGGAGAAUUUGUAGGAAAGUUUCGGUAGGAAGUCCCUAAAUUCACUUAUAAAGGUCCAUCUCGCAAAUUCUCUGUAAGAAGGGCUGAGCUGGCCAUGUAUAAAGUAUAGUUGAAUCAGUGACACGAAUUUCAAGGAAUCUCACUGAUUUAAAUAACCUCAUACAGGGUCCGCCAUGGUCUUCUUGCAGCAGAAGAUCACUGGGGUUGGAACUUUAUAAUGCAUCGUUACAUGAAACUGCAACUCUCCUGCCAGCUCCUUCUAUAGUGACUAGGGAAAAAGGGGACGCACUAAUGCUAAAAGGUUGGAGUGGUGUCACUUUAGUGACUGAAAGAUUUACAACCUUGAGUACAUAUGGCCUGUAGAGUAGAAUCUCUCCAGUGUAUCAAGCAUCCCUCCCCAAACCAAUGUCUCCUUUUGUAACCUACCCUUGUUUAUGUAUACAUAAUAAUAAGAAAAAUAUGAACAUUGCUAUAUUACAUUUGUUGUGAUACUACAAGCCUAUAUUCAAUUUUUCCAGUAGCUCAGAGUGGGCCUGUGAAAUUACAUUAAUAGGAAACUAAUUAAUAGUGAAUCUGCUGCGUUUUGUUUUUAAAGUACAGCAAAGACAUUUGCUACAGAAAGGGAGGAUCUCACAUGUCAUUUGUCUUGAGUUGAUGAGUGAGGGUCUCAGUGUUCCAAACAGCUGAGACAGUUGCCAAAGCCAUAAGGACUGGCGGGAUUGUAACAGGCCAAAACGCAUUGGGAAUCGUAUAAAAUACUGAUUCAUGUGUCUGGGUAGUUACAGUCAUAUGUGGACAAUGACACCAAAUCGCUACAAAGAUUUUUAGUUAACAACGACCAUUCUAGAGUGCUUGUUAUACCACAACGUUCCACAAGAGGGCGCUAUACAUUACAUGACAACCACAAUGUAUCCCACUGUACUAUAUCUCCCCCAUAUAGUGUUUAUUUUAAAUACUGGAAAUCAACCACUGUAAUUAAAAUGUUACAAUGCUAAUAUUAUAUAAAUAUUUAAUAUAUAUAGAAUGAAUUAUUUAAAAUGCUUUCUAUUUUUUUAUUUUGUUGGUUUUUUUAAACUAAGAUGAUAUAUUACGUGGUGUUGGAAGAUUUAUGGUGUUUCUUCUGUAAAUGCUUUUACCAGCGAUCACUUUGGAUUAAAACGGUGACCCAGUAACAA